GAUAGCUGCAAUGUUUUUUUCUCAACUGAGAACUAUGUGGGUUGGCCUAGGGUGUUCUUUUCCACAUGGCAUAGAUUGUUCUCUUAUAGAAGCCACCAGUAUGGCUAAGGUGAAGUCCUUAUCUCGGUCCCUCUGAGUUUAAGGGAAAUGGCGUUUGGUGGAACUCUGUGGGUGCUGAUAUUAUAUACGACCGUUUUAAUUCACUCCUUGCUGUUUGCAUGGGGAGCUUAUUAUCGUCUUACCAGGACCCAACUGCCUCGAGGAAUGAACGGCCGUGCACUAGUACUACUUAGCGAUCUCAUAGUGGGAUAUAUCAUUAUAUUGGCCAUAUUUGUGGAAAAACUGGGCAUCGGCCAUAGAUAUUCCAUAAUGAGAUCCUUGCGCAGGUUCUCACUAUUAAUGGAGGACUCAGACUUGAUAAUAAAGGACCUGGUUUUCGAUGGGGUGCCGGUGAGGGUGUUCUGGCCCAGGACACUUGCUGGGAACAGGAAAGGAAUCAUCUUCCUUCAUCCAGGUGCUGGACUAUUUGGAAGCAUCCAAGUCUCUGAAAGGCCCUGCCGUUCCUUUGCCAAGCUAUCUGAUUCAGUGGUUGUAAGUGUUGAUUUUCGUUUAGCUCCUGAGCAUCCGUAUCCAGUCCCAGUUCUGGACAGUUUAACUGCUGUAAUACACUUUCUGAAAAAUGCCAAGGAAUAUGGAGUGGACCCCAGCCGUAUUGCCAUUGUUGGGGAGAGUAGCGGAGGCACUUUUGCUACUGCCAUUUGUCAAGAACUGGUGACCAGAGAGGACCUCCCAAGAGUGCGAGCUCAGGUCCUCAUUUACCCAUUCCUCCAAGGAAUGGACUUCAAUUUGCCAUCCUAUCAGCAAAACCAUUCAAUUCCUCCCUUGUUCCGGAAAAGAGCUGCCAAAUUUGGUUUCGCAUAUCUCACUGGGAAGACAAUCAAUGUACCAGUAGAUGGAAUUCUGAAAGGCGCCCAUGUCCCUCCUGUUUUGAGAGAGAAAUACCAAAAAUGGAUCAGUGCUGAUAACAUUCCAGAAGAAUUUAAAGCUAGGGGUUAUGUUCCUGUAGCGCCUGCUCCAUUUUCAGAAGACCUUUAUGAACAAGUUAAAAGAGGCGCUGAGACAAUGUUUUCCCCCCUUCUAGCAGAGGACGACAUAAUCCGCCAGCUCCCAGAGACUUUCAUUCUAACCUGUGAGUAUGAUGUUCUCCGGGAUGAUGGGCUGUUGUACAAGAAGCGUCUAGAGGACAACGGUGUGCCAGUGACAUAUCAUCAUCUUCCAGAUGGAUUGCAUGGAAUAUUGGGCCUUGUUGGUUUGGGGCCACUUGAAUUUCCGAGCUCAAAGAAAUGUAUGCAGCAUGUAGUAGAGUUCUUAAAAGGUUUAUAGAAAUGAAUGACCUUCUUUGUCUUCCAAUGGCAGUCUUCCACUUCUGUGGGGGGGAAUUUUAUUCCUCAUUGUGCCAAUCCCAAAGUAAAAAGAAAAACUCAGUUUUUGUUGUUGCUUAGCUGUUUAGUCGUGUCUGACUCUUCGUGACCCCAUGGACCAGAGCACACCAGGCACUCCUGUCUUCCACUGCCUCCCGCAGUUUCGUCAAACUCAUGUUCGUAGCUUCGAGAACACUGUCCAACCAUCUCAUCCUCUGUCGUCCCCUUCUCCUUGUGCCCUCAAUCUUUCCCAACAUCAGGGUCUUUUCCAGGGCGUCUUCUCUUCUCAUGAGGUGGCCAAAGUAUUGGAGCCUCAGCUUCAUGAUCUGUCCUUCCAAAGUUUUACUCAGUCUAAUUUGUUAGAAUCACCAUGGGCUCCGUAAGUAGGUAAGCAAAGCCCUGUUGGAUCAGGCCAUUGCCCCACUUUGUCCAUAACCCUACUCCCACAAAGACCAAGCAGAUGCCUCUUGAGAUACCCACAAACAGAACCUGGGUGCAAGAGAAGUUUCCCUGCUUAUAAUUCCUAGCAAGCGGCAUUAAUACUGCAUGCAGUAGUGGAGGGAAAACAUACCCAUAGCCUCCUCUUUGAAUUGGCCUAAUCCUCUGUUAAAACUGUCCAAAUGAGUCACCAACAUUACCUGUUGUGUUUGCUAAUUCCACUGAAUAACUUUAGUGCCAGAAUAACUGGAAUAUAUACAGUCAUACCUCGGUUUAAGUACGCCUCGGUUUGAGUAUUUUCAGUUUAAGUACUCCGCGGACCUGUCUGGAACGGAUUAAUCCACUUUCCAUUACUUUCAAUGGGAAAGUUGGCUUCAGGUUAAGUACGCUUCAGGUUAAGUAAAGACUUCCGGAACUGUAAGGGGGAGAGAGUUCAGAGUACCUCCCCCUAUCAUCAAGAGCAGCCCCUCCCUGAGCAGUGAAGGAAGCACAGGCUCGGGGGAGGCUAGUCAGGACAUGGAGAGAGAGUGCCAGGGCUCAGGCAGGAUGAAAGAGCCCAGACUCCACAGGCGGGAAGAGAGAGUAGGGGAAAAGGGGGAGAGGGAAAACAUGGAACGCAGACCCUUUCCUCCGGUUCCGGAAUUACGAAAGAGAAGAAAGGGGAGGAGAUUCAGUGUCCCGCGACUUUUAUGUUGGGGGCGUUCGCGCCGGGGGGCACUUCCGGAUUCUGCAUCGGAGUAAGAAGACAUGUUUCUACACCUAGCUCACUGUAAAUAGAGGCACCAAUAAACACAUUGUGGAAAAGUGACAUGAGGAGUGUCGUUACUCUAGAGUAGUCGCAAGAAUCCCCUGACAGGAACCAAUAGUGUUUGUAAACCGAGGUACCACUGUAGAGUGAUCCCACAUGCGCCUGUUCAGGCCAGAUGUGUACAACUGAAAGCAGACUAGGAUCUACUAAAGUGGAUGAAGGACUGACGAGGUAUGGUUCUGCUGUCCAGUCCCAAUCUUGGUCCCCACAGCCAUUGCCACCACUGAGCAAAGUUUCCCUAUCAUUUUCAAGGACAGCUCCAUGUAAAACACAUUGAGGUAAUCCAAAUGGGAGGUGACCAGUGUUGAUUUUGACAGGAACGUACCGGUAAUGCCGCAGGCAGUGGCGGAGGAAGGGGGCGGGCUGCCCUGGGUGCUCAAGUGGCGCCAUUGGCAAACUGCCCGGAGGCGCAUGUAUGCUGCUAUGUACUACACAUGCACGGUGCUGCUACGCACUGCGCAUGCACUGCCAGGCAGUUUGCCCCGACACCCCGCCCUGGGUGCCGGUUAGCCUUCCUUUGCCCCUGGCCGCAGGACAGCAUCUUCUGGUUGAGAGUCUUAAGUGUAGCUUAGGGAAUGGAAAGUAAACAUCACAGCAAGGGAAAAGACACAGAAGAAGAGCUCUCUUGUGUGACUGACAGGCUCACUUGAAUCAGAGGGAAUUAUCUUACCCGCUCUCUCCAAUUUCAGUGUUUGGUGGAAGGAAAGCUUUGUAAGUGUCCAAGCCAGAACUGUAGCUAAGAGGCAUCUAGGUUUCUGCCCCGGGUGAAGCCUCCAGAGGGGAGCCAUUGAGGCUUCCAGCAUGUCUGGGCUUCAGCUGAAGAAGGCUCAUCUACAAUGCAAUGUAGGGAAAUGGAGAGCUGGAGACUCUGGAGAUGCUGCGUGACUCUCACCAGCAAAGCAGAAGAUAGGAUCCCCUGUGGGUUUGCUACACUGUGAGAAAGAAAUUACGGAGUGUUAAAUAGUGGGAAAGAAGGAUGAAGACACAGCUCUAAAAACAACCAGCUCUUUAUACUAGUUCUGAGUCCCAGACUGAACAGUAGCUUAGCCCAGUGUUUCUCAACCUUUUUUGGGCCACGGCACACUUGUUCCGUGAAAAAAAUCACGAGGCACACCACCAUUUAAAAAGUUAAAAAAAUUAACUCUGUGCCGCCCUAUAUUAUAAUUAUGACUGUAAGAAACACUUGCCAAAUAUUGCUUUCCGGCGGGUCAGCGCUGCCGAGUUCUUAAAAGAUCCGGGUUUCUGAUCCACCCCACCCGACCCCGCCGUCCCGUAUCUUACCCUGUGCGUGUUCUCGGACUUGUGAGAGGACGAUUUGGUCUUCAUGCCUCCGUGAAUUAGCAACAAACUACCUUUUGAAUGAUGGAGAUUGAAUAUUUUAAAAGUAGCUACUUGAAGUCCGCUCGAUUUUCCAAUAAAGAGACACACGUGCGGCACUAUUAGCUGCUGGGGGCUGCCAUCUUGGCUAAAGGAUUCUGGGAUGAUCCUGUCACGUGAGGCAUGGGGAAAAUGGAAAUAAUGAAAGCUGAUUGGUCCCGUGGAAACUAGAAGGGGCGAAGAAAUAGGACGCCCAGGGAGGUGGAGUUUGCAGCUGCAAAAUCGCCCUUCUCAUCGCCGCACGUCGCGGCACACCAGCCAGCGUCUUGCGGCACACUAGUGUGCCGCGGAACAGCGGUUGAGAAACGCUGGCUUAGCCGACUGGCUUAUAUACCGGUAGUACUCAGUAACUUGCAACAGUAACAAACUUCCCCUAGCUACCCAAUCUGUGAACAGCACUCUCAAUCCUUCAUUUGCAUGUUGUGGACCUGAGUGAGAACUGCAGCCACAGUGGGCAGGGUAAGAACUGCAGCCACGGUGGCCAGAAGGAGUACUGCAGUUAACUUAAUACAGUGAUGGGCAACCUUUUGAGCUUGGUGUGUCAAAAUUCGCCAAAAAACCGAGCAUAACUCGGGUGGUGUGUCACUUCAAGAGAAAAAAACAUAAUUUCAUGAUAUUUAUAGUUUAAAUAACAAUAAUGUAUAAUUGUAAUAUAUAACUGUAUUUAAUAAACCAAAAACUAAUUAUUUAAUCAAACCAAACCAAAAACCCCUUAUUUAUCACAAAGUGCCCAGAGUUGUUGAGCUUUUUGGGGGGAGCUGCUGCCCAAAGUUUUGGAGGUUUUUUGGGGUGUGUGUGCAAAAGUUGCUUUGCCUUUGGGGGGUGCCCCAAAGCUGCUGCGCUUUUUUGGGGGGAAAGAGAACAGAAAUAAAUGACGAAUAAUACCUUUGCUGGAACUAACACACAGCACUAACAUAGUCUGCCAAAGCGCCAAAAAACCCAGCACAGAACAGGUUAAAAAUGAACGCUGUUACA
Molecule: messenger RNA, 5019 nt
Organism: Zootoca vivipara (common lizard)
Lineage: Eukaryota; Metazoa; Chordata; Lepidosauria; Squamata; Lacertidae
Product: arylacetamide deacetylase-like 4
Cellular component (GO): membrane
Molecular function (GO): carboxylic ester hydrolase activity
Source: RefSeq, a predicted model, not a curated record